AUGAGUUAUUCUGCCACGCAGUCCAUAGCCCAUCUCAAUACCAACAUGGAUCCAGACUACGACUCUUUCCUCAACCUCGAGAAUGACUUUACACCUAGCUCAACCUCUCCAGGCUUGAAGUCUGUGCCGAUGCUGACUCCCCAAUCGUCGAUUCCGAAUUCCACCGCCACUUUUGCGUCGAACUCGAACCCUCAAACAUUUCCCGGGCCCAGCUUUCAAUACGAUGCCUAUCAUCAACAGACCGGUAUCCCCAUCGGAGCGUUAGCGAACACAUUUAACAUCAAUAAGUCUACGGGCCUUUACUACCACGAAGGGAAUGGGGGCUUUAUUAUGCCCACUGAAACAUUGAACAUGCCCUUGAGCAACCUGGACGAGUUCGACUUUUCUCGCAACCCAUCCGACAUGGAUUUCGAGGCUGAAUCUCCCAACGAUAUGCAAAACAUGUUUUCCUCGGACGGUUCAUCUCAAUUUGUUAGCCCCAACACGUUGCUGACGCCAAACAACGGGUCUACAUCGAUUCCGCGUAUUUACCCCGGCAUGCAUAGCCAACAGGCGGCUCUGGCGAAAGCCCAGCAGGCGCAGAAGCAGGAACAAAUGGCUCGCCAACAGCAACAGCAGCGUCCAAACGGACAGAAGCCACUUCCCGGUCCUCUCCCUACUCGGGCCCAACAGGUCAAGGAUCCUCUGGUGGAAGAAAGUAUCUCCAAGGUCUUGAACCGCAUGAGACAAGCCAGCGUUGCUUCCACUGUCGAGGAUGACAAGCCCUCCAAUGGUAGCGCAUCCGGAAUGCCUCGCAUCAAGAAGGACGAAGACGAGAUGGAUGAGGACGAACGCCUCCUGGCUAGCGAGGAAGGAAAGAAAUUGUCCAGCAAAGAACGCCGCCAGCUCAGGAACAAAGUGUCUGCUCGAGCAUUCCGUUCUCGCAGAAAAGAAUACAUCAAUCAGCUUGAAGGCGAAGUUGCAGCCAAAGCGCAAGAGGCUAAUGAUCUCCGGGCUCAAAACCAACAGCUCCGUGAAGAGAACAACCGCCUCUCCGACCUCACGCGCAUGCUCCUGUCCUCACAGGCGUUUGCUGGUUUCCUGCAAGAGCUCAGCCAGUCUGGCUUGCCGCCGCCCAGUAAUUUGGGCAAUACUCAGCAGCAGAAACCUGUCCAGACCCAACCGCAACCUCAACAUAUCAAGAAGGACAUUGGUCCCCACGAGGCUACCCAACAGAUGCAGCAUCAGCAGCCCCAGGUUGGCAUGGCUCUAAUCCCAGAGACGCCAAUGGACUUCUCUGCUCUGCAGCCAUCGAAUUCGUGGAUGACUCCUCUUCCCACCAACGACUUCCAGGUUUACGCCGUGACCGAGUUGCCGGAGCCACCUGUCCUGGAUCUAGACAGUCUAUAUGAGAAACCAGACACGGGUUAUGUCAGGAGCGCGUCAAAGUUGGCGAAAGACGUCCCCCAGCUUCCCGUUGCUCCAGCUGUCGUCGAGGCCGAAUCAGCAGCGCUUCAAGUCGACGAGUCAGUCGACUUAGACUCCGAAGCCUUCGCCUUGUACUUCGACUCGCCCGCUACCGUUCUGAAUGAACCAUGUCAACAUGCUGUCUUGUCGACCGACCAGCUUUCAGACGAAGAGUGCGCUGUUCGACUGCACAAGAUGUGCUCCAAUCUUGAUGACAUCUUUGACAGAUUGGCUGAUUUCAUCCCGGACAUGGACUGA
Molecule: messenger RNA, 1704 nt
Organism: Exophiala dermatitidis NIH/UT8656
Lineage: Eukaryota; Fungi; Ascomycota; Eurotiomycetes; Chaetothyriales; Herpotrichiellaceae
Exons: 2
Coding region: 1-1704 (567 amino acids)
Biological process (GO): regulation of DNA-templated transcription
Molecular function (GO): DNA-binding transcription factor activity
Source: RefSeq, a predicted model, not a curated record